Messenger RNA from Humulus lupulus (European hop), 807 nucleotides. RefSeq lists its product as uncharacterized. Bases 1 to 807 code for a protein of 268 amino acids. The record is from RefSeq and is a predicted model, not a curated record. Lineage: Eukaryota; Viridiplantae; Streptophyta; Magnoliopsida; Rosales; Cannabaceae. The transcript is spliced from 4 exons.
AUGGCUGGUAUUCGUAAUUAUUGGAUGAACAUCUUUAUGCUUCCUAUUAGUGCGGUUCAUGAAAUAGACAGACUUUGUCGCAGUUUCCUUUGGGGAGAGAAGAAUAAUCGAAGUAAAUUUCAUUGCUCCUCUUGGUCCCAGGUUUCUCUUCCGAAAGCAAUGGGAGGUCUGGGUUUCAAGGAAGGUUGUCUCUGGAAUAAAGUCCUUUUGGCUAAGUACCUUUGGGCUUUAUCUUCAAAGCAAGAUGUCUUAUGGGUGAAAUGGAUAGAUGGAGUCUAUUUAAAAGGAAAAUCUAUAUGGGAUUACCAUCUGAAAUCAGAUGUUUCUUGGUACUGGCGCAAGAUUUGUUAUUUGAGAGAGUCUUUUUUUCUGGCAAGGAUUUGGAGAUUGCGGCUCCUCAUGAAGGAGCAGGUGGGGUUUGCUAAGGCUGUUUGGAGCAGUAUUACUGUGCCUAGACAUCGAUUUAUUUUGUGGCAAGCGGUUGUUGGGCACCUUCUGACAAGAGAUAAUCUGGCCCGUUUUCAUAUUGAGGUUGGUUCUGUGGCCUGUCCGUGGGUCAUUUGGAAGAACUGGCUGAACGGGAAGCCAAAAUCAGUGAUGCAUCGCAUAUAUUUAUCUUGUUUAGCUGCUUCUGUGUAUCAUAUAUGGUGUAACCGAAACAUGUGUUACUUCUCCCAGGUGUCCUAUACUCCCUAUAGCCUAGUAAAGAUGAUUAAGAGGACUAUUAAGAUUAGAUUACAGGGUAGAUUUAGUCAGAAAGAUUUGAGCAAGAAUUGUAAUCUUUAUGACUUUGUUCAGCUGUUAUAA